Molecule: messenger RNA, 902 nt
Organism: Lotus japonicus
Lineage: Eukaryota; Viridiplantae; Streptophyta; Magnoliopsida; Fabales; Fabaceae
Product: pectinesterase inhibitor 9-like
Exons: 1
Coding region: 102-761 (219 amino acids)
Biological process (GO): negative regulation of catalytic activity
Molecular function (GO): enzyme inhibitor activity
Source: RefSeq, a predicted model, not a curated record
CCAUUGGCAUGUUCAUCAACAAGAAAUUAUCUACUAGAGCUUUGAAAACACUCUUCUCUUAGAGCUAACCAAUUAAGCUUCAAUAUUCUGACCCAAGAAAGAUGGCACAACACAACCUCUCAUCACUUGCCAUUUUCUUUUUUCUCCUUUUUUCAAGUCUUGCCAAAGUUGAGUCAUCCUUGGCAAGGAGCAAUUCCAAAUCAAAGACCGACAUAGAGUCAUCUUGCGAGGGCACCCUCUACCCUGAGAUUUGCAUUCGUUACCUUUCCAAAUUCGGCACCAAUCCAAAUUCCACCACAGGUGGUCCUCAACGCUUAGCGCAUAUUGCCUUGUCAGUGAGUCUUGCUAGAGCAGUGCACACAAGAGGGUACUUGUUGGAAAUGGCCAAGGAACUCAAGGAAAUCGAGAACAAAAAGGUGUACCUAACCGUGCAAGAUUGUGUGAAUCAAAUCAACGAUAGCGUGGACCAGCUUAGCCAAGCCAUCCGAGAACUACGCCGGUUGGACAAGUUUGGCUCCGCCAUCAAUGAUAAAAUGUUGUGGCACAUUAGCAACGUUGAGACAUGGGUGAGCACAGCCUUGACAGAUGCUAGCAGUUGUGUGCAGUCUUUCCCAGGUCAUAGGAUGAGCAAGAAGAUAGCUUCAAUUAAGGUUAAGGCCAAGAAUGUAGCAGAAGUCACUAGCAAUGCACUAGCUUUAUUCCAUAGAUACGCAACUGCGUACCGCCAAGCAGCUGCAGCUAGAACUACCAAGAAGCCAUGAAAGCUAUAAAUUAAACGCUAGUCUAUAUAUCACCCUCUGUUGUUUUCUGUACAUGAUACAUACAUGUUUUUUCUUUGGAGGGUUUCGAUCGUUGUUCAUCAAGUGUCUAUAUAUGAAUGUAUAAAUAAUUUAAUUUUAUUA